Messenger RNA from Mercurialis annua (annual mercury), 1935 nucleotides. Its product is annotated as aspartate carbamoyltransferase, chloroplastic. Gene Ontology annotation, molecular function: aspartate carbamoyltransferase activity; amino acid binding. Gene Ontology annotation, biological process: 'de novo' pyrimidine nucleobase biosynthetic process; amino acid metabolic process. NCBI's taxonomy places the organism in Eukaryota, Viridiplantae, Streptophyta, Magnoliopsida, Malpighiales, Euphorbiaceae. The record is from RefSeq and is a predicted model, not a curated record. The coding region runs from base 219 to 1397 and encodes 392 amino acids. The transcript is spliced from 6 exons.
AACAGUUAUCCUAUUCCACUGCUCGAUGUGCCGCCGCUGCUCAGUGUAGUGUGUCCAUUAACGGCUGCUAGUGCUGUGUGUGUCCGCCGCCGCUACCACUGCUCCGCGUGUAUGCCGCCGCUGCUUGUGCCGUGUGAGUCCUUUCAGCCUCCAUCCAGUUUCACAGUGUUCUAUUUCUCUAGGUUUUACGUUGGAAACAGCUUCUAAUUAAAUUAUCUAUGGCUACCUCAACUGGUUAUUCUUCAUUUUGCCUAUCGAAUAAGAAUUCGAUGUCUUCUGUCCCUACAAAGUCCUUUACUGGCGUAAUGUAUAGCAAUUCAUAUUUAUUUUCCAAACAAACAUUGUCUACAAAGUCGAUAUCUCUAUCACUUGCUCCAAGGAAUUCAAAAAGGAAUUAUGUUGUUAAGUGCAGCGCAGUGCAAAUUGAAAAUCAAAAUACCAAACCUUUGUUUUCAAAUGGGAAAAGGUUUGAACUUGAUGAUAUAAUUGAAGCGCAACAGUUUGAUAGAGAAACUCUUAAUGCUAUAUUUGAAGUUGCAAGAGAAAUGGAAAAAAUUGAAAAGAAUUCCCAUGGAAGUCAAAUUCUUAAGGGCUAUUUAAUGGCUACUUUGUUCUAUGAACCCUCUACUCGUACUAGGCUUUCAUUCGAGUCUGCUAUGAAACGAUUAGGUGGUGAGGUUUUGACUACUGAAAAUGCUAGAGAGUUUUCUUCGGCUGCUAAGGGAGAGACACUCGAAGAUACUAUUAGAACUGUUGAAGGUUACUCGGAUAUUAUUGUUAUGCGCCAUUUUGAAAGUGGAGCUGCAAGAAUAGCUGCAACUACUGCCGGCAUUCCUGUUAUUAAUGCAGGGGAUGGUCCUGGACAGCAUCCGACUCAGGCUCUUCUAGAUGUAUAUACUAUUGACAGAGAAAUAGGCAAAUUGGAUGGCAUCAAAGUUGCUCUCGUGGGAGAUCUAGCUAACGGAAGGACAGUUCGCUCACUUGCUUAUUUGCUAGCCAAAUAUCAAAGUGUGAAGAUCUAUUUAGUCUCUCCUGAUGUGGUAAAAAUGAAGGAUGACAUAAAAGACUACCUGACAUCAAAAGGAGUUGAAUGGGAAGAAAGUGCUGACUUAAUGGAAGUGGCUUCAAAGUGUGAUGUAGUGUAUCAAACACGAAUUCAGAAAGAAAGAUUCGGAGAGAGAAUAGACCUUUAUGAAGAAGCUCGAGGCAAAUACAUUGUUGAUUCUGAUGUUUUAAAUGCGAUGCAGAAACAUGCUGUGGUCAUGCAUCCUCUUCCAAGGCUCGAUGAGAUAACUGUGGAGGUUGAUGCGGAUCCUAGAGCUGCUUAUUUUAGACAAGCCAAGAACGGUCUCUACAUCCGAAUGGCUCUUCUAAAGCUUUUACUUAUUGGAUGGUGAUGGAUUAGUGCGAAGUUUAUAGUUUUCACCUUCGAUAUUUGUCUUGACUUAAUAAUUAUAGCAAACUGCGAGUGGUUUUGACAUUGAGAUGAGGAAAUCGACGAGAAAUGAUUCAUAUUCCAGUCAUGGUUUGUUUAGUCAGGUAUCCUAUGAGCUCAAUAUAUGCCUGCAUUGAAUCUACCUUAAAAUAGAUGAUUGGUUGGUCAGCGUCGAUCGCAUGCUACCUGAUCAAAGUUCUUGUAGAGCGAUCCCUUGAAUUUUGAUCUUAUGGAAGCAACAAUGCAGAAUUGCACUCCAUGUUGUGUGUUCCCGAGCUGUGGGAACUAAGCAAAAAGCUUGGAAAAAUGCUAGUGUAUUUGACUGCUGCCAUCAAAAGGCAGACUUUUAGUGAAUUGCUGAAUCUGGGUCAUUGCAUUGCAGCCUGCCUAACUAUGAGUACAGUGGUUCGGUUCCUAAGUGAAAUUUAUAAAAACCAACAGAUGUUGAACAAAUUAGAGGGUUAAAAUUCAAUUUGAUUAGUGGUUUUACUGUUACAAAA